Molecule: messenger RNA, 2007 nt
Organism: Paraglomus occultum
Lineage: Eukaryota; Fungi; Glomeromycota; Glomeromycetes; Paraglomerales; Paraglomeraceae
Source: the annotation of a GenBank genome assembly
AUGAAUUCGAAACGUCGUACCAAUGAUUAUUCUGAUGAUGAAGGGACGCCUCGUCACAGCCGUGGCGAGUCGUUUAGGCAUCGGCGAUUUAAAAGAAGGCGAUCUUUAUCACCGAGAAGGUCGGAAGGUGCUCUUGGGGGAGAUCUUUACAUUCCCGACUAUGAUAAAGAUGGAUAUGCACCUGGGCCGAGAUAUGGGAAGCCAACAGAAAUGCGUUAUCCACCGCCACCAUAUCAUCCAGUAAUGCCUAUGGGAUUUAAUGUUCCACCGCCUCAACUGAUGCCACCAGGAGGUCCGUUGAUGCCUAUGGAUUGGACAGGACCCCCAGGAAGACAAGAACCGCCGAAAGAUCCAGCAGAAUUAGAUUUUCUCGUCACAUACAAAUACUUUGUCGAUUAUCUCAUGUAUAAAAACCCAAACACCCGGUGCGAUGACGAGGAACUUCAUAGAAAAUAUAGUGCAUAUAAGGAGGAAUUUGGUUUCCGACAAUUGCGUACGUUCUUUGAAACUCACAAGGAAGAAGAGUGGUUCCUUGAAAAAUAUGAACCAAAACAUUUAAAACCGCGUAUUGACGAAGCCAAUGAAUUGAAAAAGAAGUUGUUUGAGAAAUUUGUCGAGGAACUGGAUGAAGGAAAAUUUGAUGACAUAUCAAAUGACACAGUCGAACCAGUGGAAGGAAAAAUAGAUGAGAGCGGAUCAGAACAGAAAAACGAACAAGAAGAGGAGAGUAACAGACUUUUCAUUAAAAGUGUGCCUCCAACAAUCUCCCGAUCCAAAAUCGUUGAGAUGUGCGAGCGAGUCGAAGGUUUUAAAUAUCUGGCUCUUUCCGAGCCAAAUCCUCAAAAGAAGUUUCACAGGUUAGGUUGGAUUGUCUUUACAGAGGAGACAGAUAUGGAUGAGGCGUUUAAACAACUUAACGAACAGAAAAUCGAUGAUUUUAUUUUCUACCUUGCUCGACACAAGAGUCACAGCGGUCCUGUUCGCAAUCGGGUUGCUCCCGAAACAGCUACCACACCCGAAAGGUUAAAGAAAGAUCUUGAACGUGUAGAGGAACUUAUAAGCAAACUAGACAAUGACAUUGGUAUCGUUGGUGUCAAGGAAAAGAUUAAAGAUAGGCUCGAACGACUUACAGAAAGUGUAGACGAUGAAAAUAUGCGGAUUAAGAAAUCUUUGGAUCUUCACAUGGAAUACCUACGUCGAACUCAUUUAUUCUGUUACUAUUGCGGUAGCGAUUCUGAUUCUAUGGAAGAAUUCACUAGAAAAUGUCCCGGCCGUCAUUUGAGGAAGUCCGCUGCAACUAAUGAAACGAAAGCUCCCUCAAAAAAUCCGAAAGAAAAAUCCAACAGCGCAGCACAGUGGAUUAAAACACUCGACAACAAAAUUGAUUUAAAACUGCAUCCCCAGGAGUUCCUAGAAAAAAUCGGAACUCUUGGAGGAAAGAAGGUGGAAACUGAGAUAGAUAAUCUCAUACGGGACAAUACUGCAGAAAUGGAACCAGGAGUUAAAUUCCGAUGUAAAUUAUGUGGUAAACUAUUCAAAGGUCAAGAAUUUGUACGGAAGCAUAUCAAUCUCAAGCACAACGACAAACUGGAAGAAGUUAGAAAUGAUUGUGCAUUCUUUAAUAAUUAUGUGCUCGAUCCGAAUCAUCUUCUUCCGACAACACCUCCAAACCCGACAGCUGGUUUAUUGGUACCGCAAAACAAUCCUCCCGUACCACCUAAUCCAUUCCCAGUUAUACCUAAUGGACCGCCACCACCAUUCCUUGGCUUCAAUUUCCCUCUCAUGGGAGCAGCAGCAGGGACACCACAUGAUCAAAUCCCGCGUAUAGGGUUCGAUGACAGGGGGGAUAUGCGUGACAGUCGUGGAGGAAGAAGAUCUCCCGGAAAAAGACAGCCAUCCUCUCGCUCUAGGCUCAACGAUGCGAACAUGAGUUUCGAUCCGCGUCAGGUGAAGUCAUACGUUGAUUUAGAUGCACCAGCUGAAGGUGAUAUAGAGAUUCAAUAUUGA